Eimeria necatrix is the source of this 127-nucleotide messenger RNA. RefSeq lists its product as hypothetical. The annotation marks the transcript as partial. The transcript is spliced from 2 exons. NCBI's taxonomy places the organism in Eukaryota, Apicomplexa, Conoidasida, Eucoccidiorida, Eimeriidae. The record is from RefSeq and is a predicted model, not a curated record.
AUGAUUCGCCCAAGAGGCCCCGUGCUUGUCUUCAAGCAAAACACUAAAAGAGAGUCUGGGCGAAAGGCCCAGCUCGCCAACAUCCAGGCGAGCAAGGCCAUAGCGGACAUUGUGCGAACCACUUUGG